Molecule: messenger RNA, 7507 nt
Organism: Sceloporus undulatus (fence lizard)
Lineage: Eukaryota; Metazoa; Chordata; Lepidosauria; Squamata; Phrynosomatidae
Gene: GALNT10
Product: polypeptide N-acetylgalactosaminyltransferase 10
Exons: 12
Coding region: 125-1960 (611 amino acids)
Cellular component (GO): Golgi apparatus
Source: RefSeq, a predicted model, not a curated record
CUCCGGAGCGGAAGUGGCUGACGGCGGGGCGCCUGCUCCUCGCCCGGCGCUCUCUGCCUCUGCCUGUGCCUCCGCUGUCUCACUGUCUGCCAGGGAAGACGCCUGUCCCUCUCCGGCGCCUCGGAUGCGGCGGAAGCAGAAGCGGCUGCUGCAGGCGGUGGGGCUGGCGCUGGCCGUCCUCGUCUUCAUCCCCAACGUCGGGCUCUGGUCCCUCUACAGGGAGAGGGCGCCCGGGGACCCAGCAGCAGCGGCGGCGGCAAAAGGAGGCAGCAGGGAUGGACGAGGACAAGAGGCGCAGGGUUUCCAUACAAGGCAAAAGAAAGAAGCUUACUUUGGCAAUGGAGAAAGAAAAAAAGACUGGCAUGAUAGAGAUUCCAUAAGGAAAGACUUGCAACGGACAGGAAAUGGAGAACAGGGAAAACCCUAUCCUAUGACUGAUGCUGAGCGAGUUGAUCAGGCAUACAGGGAAAAUGGUUUUAAUAUUUUUGUGAGUGACAAAAUUUCUUUCAAUCGCUCUCUACCAGAUAUACGACAUCCAAACUGCAAUAGCAAGCUGUACCUGGAAAAACUCCCCAACACCAGCGUAAUAAUUCCAUUCCACAAUGAAGGAUGGUCAUCACUUCUCAGAACAGUGCACAGUGUUCUUAACCGCUCUCCGCCUGAACUGAUAGCUGAAAUUGUGCUAGUGGAUGAUUUCAGUGACAGAGAACAUCUUAAAAAGCACUUGGAAGACUAUAUGGCCCAGUUUCCUAAAGUGAGGAUUCUCCGAACCAAGAAGAGAGAAGGGCUGAUAAGGACCCGAAUGCUGGGGGCUACAGCAGCAGUUGGAGAUGUUAUCACUUUCUUAGACUCCCACUGUGAGGCCAAUGUGAACUGGUUGCCACCCCUUUUAGACCGCAUUGCUCGAAACCGCAAGACUAUUGUUUGUCCAAUGAUUGAUGUAAUAGACCAUGACCACUUUGGCUAUGAAACACAAGCUGGAGAUGCAAUGCGAGGAGCAUUUGACUGGGAGAUGUAUUACAAGCGAAUUCCAAUUCCUCCUGAAUUACAGAAACCAGAUCCCAGUGACCCUUUUGAGUCUCCUGUAAUGGCUGGAGGACUGUUUGCAGUUGAUAGAAAGUGGUUCUGGGAGCUGGGAGGAUAUGAUGCAGGCCUGGAGAUAUGGGGAGGAGAACAGUAUGAAAUAUCAUUUAAGGUAUGGAUGUGUGGGGGUCGCAUGGAAGACAUCCCUUGUUCCCGUGUAGGCCAUAUUUACAGAAAAUAUGUUCCAUAUAAGGUUCCAACAGGAGUCAGCUUGGCAAGGAACUUGAAACGUGUAGCUGAAGUAUGGAUGGACGAAUAUGCAGAGUAUAUUUACCAGAGGAGACCUGAAUAUCGACAUCUGUCUGCAGGAGAUGUGGCUGCUCAGAAGGAACUUCGCAGUAAUCUCAACUGCAAAAGCUUCAAGUGGUUUAUGAAUGAAGUUGCCUGGGACUUGAGAAAAUUCUACCCACCAGUGGAGCCUCCAGCAGCUGCUUGGGGAGAGAUCCAUAAUGUAGGAACUGGUCUUUGUGCAGAUACCAAACAUGGAGCUCUAGGAUCACCACUUAGGGUUGAAACCUGUGUGAAAAGCAAAGGAGAAGCAGCAUGGAAUAAUGUCCAGGUAUUCACAUUCAGCUGGCGAGAAGACAUUCGUCCAGGUGACCCCCAGCACACAAAAAAAUUCUGCUUUGAUGCCAUUUCCCACAACAGUCCAGUAACCCUCUAUGACUGUCAUGGAAUGAAGGGAAAUCAGUUGUGGAAGUAUAGGAAGGACAAGACCCUUUACCAUCCAGUAAGUGGCAGCUGCAUGGACUGUAGUGAAAAUGAUAGAAAAAUCUUCAUGAACACGUGCAACCCUUCAUCUCCUACACAGCAGUGGAUAUUUGAACACACAAAUUCAACUGUCUUAGAAAACUUUAACAAAAACCUCGAUCUUUAAAGACUGUCUGUACAUAUAUUUAUAUAUAUAAAUGUAUUACAGCUAUAGUUUUUACAGGAGAGAUGACACAUUUUGUAAAAGAAUAAUUUUUUAAAAAAAAAUUAAAAGGGAGAAUCUCAGGAGAGGGUGUGACUAUCAGGCCAGUCUUUACUUUGAUGAUGCUGCAUUGUUAUGUUUUGGGUAAACAAAUCUCAUCUAGAAAUUCUAUAAUCAUGCUAUAAAUUUUGAAGUCUUGUUCACUAAGGGAAGUUAGAAUUGUUUCAGAAUUUUAAGUUACUUGGCUAUUAAGGUUACUUUUCAAGCUAGCACUUUCCUUUCAUGAGGGGAUGUGUAACUAUCAUGAAUUCUGCAACACAUAUUAUCUAAGCCAAGCCUGUGGAUUUACAAUGCAGGGAAAAGUGAGAGGUGUUGUGACACAACCCCAGUUUAGAUGGCUAAGGAGAAUGCUGUCACUGCCCUUCAUUUUGGUAGUACAGUGCGCCCUUGGCUUACACAGGGGAUCUGUUCCAGACCCCCCCCCCCCUGCGUAAGCCAAAUAUCAUGUAUGCUCAAGCCCCAUUCAAGUGAGUGGGGCUCAUGCAUGUGGCGGCACGGCGGCACGCCCCACUCUAUGCAGCUUGGUGCAUAAGCUCAAAGCCGCGUAUAAUGCGGGUGCACUGUAUUAAGUUGUUUUGCCUUUGCAAGGCACAAAGCAGGUGAUAAGUAUAUGUAAGUAUGCUGCCUUAAAUUUACUAUCUGUAACUACCAGAGAAGAUCCGAGGUGUGGAUCUUUUCUCUCUAGAUCUCCCUGUCUCUUGUUGUAGGCAACUUUCCCCAUUAACAUUUCAUUUUUUCUCCAGCAUUACCUAAAAAUGUCUGAUUACUCCUUUAAAAUUCCCUUUUUUCAGUCUGAAUAUAAUUAAAGGGCAACAUUUGGAAUGGGGGAUUUCUCCAGUUGGAUCUAGACCUCCUGGGUUCCUAGCCCAGCCCUCUUAGGGUCCCCAGAAGGUCACAUACCCUUCAUGACUCCAUCAUGUGAUAGUUUCCCAUUCAUUGUACAGGCUCUUUUCUAUUCUAAAAGGCUCAGCUACUGGCAGUAAGAACUUUAAAAAUAAAAUGUGCUGGUAUUUUUGGUCUCCAUCCUAUUACCUUUGACCACCAGAAUGUGGCACACGAGCUUCUGUGAAACUGAAUUUGAGUUGUUCAAAGGGGGAAUCCCUUCCUUGUCCUAAAUACUGGGGGGGGGGGGACUGCAAAGACAAAGAAGAAGCUUCUACUGGCAGCUGCAAGUAAUCCAGCAUUUCAAAUGCAUGCAAAUUUAUAUAAUUUUAAAAUGCCUAUUCUGGACUUAUACUCUCAUACUCUAGUGUCUUUUAGAACAGGCAGUGCCUGCCCAGAAAAUUGAAAAGAACAUUCUCAAUGUGUUCAUCAAUUUGAAUAAAUGAAAUAUAGUUCCUAAAUUCCGCAGUAAGUGAGGUUGCUUAUUAACUAAAUUACAGUAUCAACAUUUGCAACUUCUGUCACUAGGUAUCACCUCUGUAUUCAUCUGUCAGAACCUCAUGUUUGAGCCCUAGGCCCCCCCCCCCAAAUAAUACUAUUUAACAAGUAAUGACUUCUAGGUGAAUAAAACAUUUGAGGGCUUGAUAGAGGGUGAAAUCAUAUGCACUAAUCCUGUACACAAAUAUUCCCAAUUUAGGUCCCUUUCAAAGUAGAUAUUUGGAGGACAAACAACACAAAUUUCUUCUGUUGUGAGAAACUGGUUUCAGUUUCAUACACCAUUCUGUCAGCUUACUGUAUAAGAAGCUAAAAGAGAGGUUUUUUACUGCUGUGACAGCCUGCUGCUAGAAUAAUUAAACAGCUUUCAGUAAGACUGCAGUAUUGAAAUACAGGGCCAUUUUAUUGUAUAACAUUCCAAGGCAUUUCUCAGUACAGUUAUUGUUCUGUCAAAUCAUUGAUUUGAUACUGGAGAUUGAUUGGGACCUGAUGUUCACCUAUUGUAAACAGCAGCAACUUGGGACCUUUUCACACUACAUAGUUUGAGCACUAUGAUUCCACUUCAGUUGUGAUGGCAACAUCCUGUGGAAUCAUGGAAGGGGCAUUUAGAAUUCUUAGCCAGAGAGCAUCUCUGGUGUCACACCAGACUACAAAUCCCAGAAUUUCAUAGGGAUGCAGCCAUAGCAGUUAAAGUGGAGGCAUAGUGCUAUAACUGUGUUGGGUGAAAGGGUCUCUAUAUCUGUAAAUGAUGACUGACUGCCCAUUGCGUUCAGUUACAUCUGAAAUAAAAUUUGUUCAGUUUAUUUGUUCUAAUACCAGUUAGGCAAAUCAGUCUUCUAAAUUACCUGUUUAGUUCACUGGCAUCAAACGCUUUGGCUCUCAUAUACCAACAGAACUAAGGCUAAAGUCCUGAGAUUGCUCCAAGAAAUUCUCAGUGAUAUUGGGCCAAUGUUGAUGAGAUGCUUAUGGGAAGCCUACCAGAGACAAUUUCAGUAUAGUAUUCUUCCACUUGUGUCCCCCAGCAACAUGCUGCCUCUGACCUGGAAGAAAUACAUAGCCUACAUGACUAAUGAUACUUAUCCUCCACGAUUUUGUCUAACCUCUUUUAAAACCAUACAAGCUGAUGUUCAUUGCCACUUCACAUGUUAGCGGAUUCUAUUGUUUAUGUGAAGCACCGCUCCCUUUUGCCUGUCCAGAAUCAAUGUAAUUCUGUUCCAUGUAGAACCAAUUUGCAAUGACUCCCAGACAUGCUUAGGGCUACGUAUAUAAUGUUGCAGAAUUCUACAGGCUAUACUACUUUGACUGAGGUGCUGUACAGAUAGUGGAAAAAAUUCAAGAAUGAAUAUAGUUCCACAUGUUUCAGAGCUUAGGCCUUCUUACGUUUUUCCCAUUUCAGAUAACCAAUUGGAUAAUUUAAAAAAUAAUUAGUGUCAAAACUUUGUAUUUUUUUUCCAAUUAUCUUUUUAGAAAGCUUCUCCAAGUCUAUGUUAGCUAAAGAUUUACCCAGUACCAGUGAUUGUGUGAGUUUGCUAUAUUUAGCUAUUUGGAUUAACUGAUCAAUUGCAAAAAAAGAGUUCAAUAUUUCUUAUUUAUGGGGAUAGCUACUUAAUACAUUACCAUUCAUUGUGGUUCUCCCCCCUCCCCCAUAAUUUUGGAUAUCUAAUACUAAAAGGUAUGCCCAAUUAACUGGGUGAAAAUCCCAUCGGAUUAAGUUGUGAGUCAGUGCAUAUAGGAUUGUUCUGUGAGAAAUCAUCCAUCAUUCCUGGCAGCUUCAGUAAAGUUGUGUCAUUACAUUUGCUUGAUAACUAACUUUGCAUUUUUCUUCAACUCAAGAUGAGAUUUGUUUUUAAAUAUAUAACUAGUAGUGGACAUCUUCCUGUGGCAUUUAAAAAGUGGAUUAUUUUAAGAACUUUCCAAGUGAUAAAACAGGCUGGUCAGUUAUCCAGUUCUAUUUCUUUUCCUUGUAACAGGUGCUCAUUUGCUUCUUCCAAUUCUACCUCACUAGUCUUUCAGUGGUUAAUAAAUAAUUUUUCUUGGUGCACUCAGAAGCUCAGUUCAUGCUCAGGUUUAUUUUUAAGUCCAAUAAAGAGAAAUGCUCCAGGCUCAUGUAGAGAUUUUUCACUGAAUAAAACAAGGAACUAGAUGUGAAAGCUUCCAUGUGCAUGUUAAGAUUGCUGACCAGGGUCUCUGCCCUUUACAGGUCCUUUCCUGAUAUUUAUAAGCAGCUUCGUUUUACAAAAAUCUUAGGUAGACUUUUUCCCUUUUACAUAAAUAUAUUAAUAAUCUGAUAGCCCUACUCUUGAUUUUUAAAAAGGGUGAAAUAGGUGUGAAGUUGAAGGCUUUCACAGCCAGCAUCCAUAAUUUUUGUGGGUUUUUCAGACUGAGUUUAUUCCUGACGUUUCACCAGCAGCUGUGGCUGACAUCUUCAGAGACAUCUUCGCUGCUGGCGAAAUGUCAGGAAUAGAACACAGUCUCAUAGCCCAAAAAACUAUGAUGAAAUAGGUAUUGAAGAAUUAGCUAUCUACAUGUCUUCUAUUAAUGCAUCUAAGAAAUACCUCUGCUUGCAGCUAAUGGGCUGCUAACCAAAUGGAAGUCAAUGUAUCAAAAUGGUGGUUAAUUCAUAUUUUUCUGUUCCUCCAUGGCAAAGCAAUUACAGAUCUCGCUAGUUAUUUACCAUAAUUUCUUAUUGUUUUCAAGAGCUCAUUCCAAUAUUUUCUUCCAUGGAACAUCAUGGAGAAGUACCCAAUGAAAAAUCAUAUAACAAUAUGGGAUCUGUGUGCAUCUUGCAAGAAAUGUCCACAAGUGCCCCUCCUAAUUAUUUAUAGUAGUAGGUCAUGUUUGUUACAGCUUCUUUCCUAACCCUUUUAGAGAGCAUAUUGCAUAGUACCCACACCCCCACCUUAUCCUUGCUAUUAGGUCAUAAAUCUACUGAUGUUCACUGCAUAAAAUUUAUGCUGAAGAUUAGGGGAAAUCUUUAAUGAAGUAGCUUGUUUGGUGUUUUUUUGGUUUUUGAGAAAGAGAAGUACCAAUAGAGAGAGGCUAUGACCUUCUUUGUAGAAUAGAAAUAAUGUCAGUACUUGUAUAGCCUAGUAUUUCAAAUGGUUUUGCCCAUUUGGAUCCAUUAAGUAACUGAAGGGAUUUUGUCAAACCAUGUUCAAGUUUCAAUUACUCAGUUUCUCCCACAGGUUCCUACUGUCAAGCAUUACUCUUUACUUUUUAACCCUCAGUUAAGGAAGUGAAAAUAUCUUAUGUGGCAGAAAAUUCAAUAUCAUUGUGACCUAUGUAUGGAAUCUACACUCUGAGAAAUUCAUAAUGUUACACAGAUUAAGGCAAACAUGUCAAGCUGUUGGGAGUCAAGAAUUUCUGCAGUGACAUGAUUGCUGCAUAAGAUCAAAUAUUACAAAAAUAAUUUCAGUUAAAUGCCUAACCCAGUCAUUUUGGCUUAUAUUUUGAAGACACAACUAAGUCAUAAUAUUUGUUAUAUAAUGUUCUAGCAUUGUGCAUUCAUGUCAUACAUUUUUAGUUUUUACAACUGUUUUGCAAGGGAGGUCAGUAUUAGUUCCAUGUUGAGACUGUGGUGACAGAUAGUGGCUUUUUGAAUAACUAGCAUGUUCUUCUUGAGAUUCUAAGUUGGAACUUCUCAGAGUGCAUUGUUAGCUAGUUCACUAUAUUGGCUCCUGCUAAACCUCUGCAGUCUGGCAAUAUAGGCUGAAAUGUAACUGUUAAUCCCAAAUAGAGUAAACCCAUUGACCUUAUUGGAACAUGUUAACUACUGGUAAAUAUUUUUAUAUAAAUUAAAUGGGUCUAUUGUAGUUGGGAACACCUGAAGAGCAUUACCUGCAGUCCACUGGAACCAAACACAAUGUUAAAAGCCAAAUAUUAAAAGGACUAUUAAAAAAAAUUCUGAUCUUUAAGUGCUUCCUCACUGCAGCAAUAUAUUUUAAAACGAUUACCUUUCUUAUCAAUCUGUCUGAAUGGUGUACCUUGAGCUUCCUCAUUAAUGAUCCAUAGUUAGAGAGGGCCACCUGCUGGUUGAAAAGCAAAGAGCCAUCUUAUCUCAUCUGUCCAUCACUA